AUGGCGUCGAACUAUACGCCUGUUUGCGCAUACAUGAAGGAAAAUCAUCAACACACGGCAUUCAGUCGUUUGAAGGAGAUAUUCAACACACCGCACUAUGUCGAACGACGAGUGGAUCAAAGUGUCGUGGAGAUCGUCAUCGCUCGAAUUACAGCCGCCAUCAGAGAAACCGGCUCCAUUGAGACAUAUUCGGCCGAGUUGGUCGACGUGCUGGACAGCUGCCUGAGGCAUCCGAUGACCGUGUUGAAUUCUGAAGGCGAAUACGUCGAUUCGCCUCACUGCAAAAUUGCCUCCGACUUGCUUAGUAGCCUUUUUCUGCACUACGCGAAGCGCUCAGUAAUGACGUUGACGUUGCCUGUAGCGAUGAAAGCUGUUGGAUCGUCAAAUCAGGAGCUGGUCCGCAAUACCACCAGUUAUAUUUCACUUGCCGCCAUUCAUAACGGCAAAGCACUGUCACAUUAUGCUCUGCAGAUCAUCGCCUAUAUUAUUAAUGGUAAUCAUGCAUUAUUACGAGUACUACCACAAGUCUAUGCGGACAAUCGUGAACCGUUUCAUGCUCAUAUACCACAAUUGUUGUCAGUACUGAGGGAUGCUGACUGCUCGGAGAAGCUUUCGCUCCUCCAGUUGGCCAGUAUGAUCGCUAAUGAGAAGCCAGAUCUAUUGACACCGUACCUAUCACAAUUCGAUCAGUACCUAUUGUCACCGUCCACCUGCACAGCAGUACUGAACAUUUAUAUGUCGUUGAUAUCACAAGGUCGAGCUCAUACGCUCGCACCGUUUCUUCCCACCUUGUCAAAAGCAUGCCAGCAGCCGGCGUUCAACGGAAAUCUCGCCACCAUCUACAAGAUCAUGGGCAAUAUCGGACGAGUUUCUCAUCCGUUAGCAUCUGAUGUGUUGGAAGAACUUGUACGAAGUGCACAACAUACGGACGACGAGCAGCUUUUGUCAUCGAUCCUCACGGAAAUUGAAGGUGUCGGCGAGGCGUGGCCUUCAGCUCUUCGGCUUCACAUCGACACAUUGCGUGCGAUUGGACGAGGCUACAACAAGCGGGUAAUCGACCGAAUUCUGGCACUUGUUGGUAAUUCCACACGACCGGUGCUGAAUGGUGACGUGACAAUGAUAACGAUAGCAAAUGGUGAGAAGAACUCGAAUGACUCGUUAUUGUCGAAGACGUUCGCUCGAGUGAACGGUGCCGAGAUCAUAUCCAGCGGUCCCCGAACGGUGUUUCCGGUUUGCGAGAGUCCGGCCGACAGUUCUGCACUGGAACUUGACCGUAACACUCAUUCGCUGGCCAUGCAGUACCAGAAUCGAAGUAGUGGAUCGUUACCACGACGAGCAGGUCAUGGCAGUGCUUCGCAGUCUUUACAA
Cooperia oncophora is the source of this 1368-nucleotide messenger RNA. The record is from the annotation of a GenBank genome assembly. NCBI's taxonomy places the organism in Eukaryota, Metazoa, Nematoda, Chromadorea, Rhabditida, Trichostrongylidae.